This is a messenger RNA of Insectozyma verbasci, 991 nucleotides long. Lineage: Eukaryota; Fungi; Ascomycota; Pichiomycetes; Serinales; Debaryomycetaceae. The record is from the annotation of a GenBank genome assembly.
AUGCCACGUAUGUUAUAAGAUAUCAAAUACUACUAAUACUAUCAAAUAGAUAGAACGAUUUCAGAGCAGUUAAAUCUGUGCUCACUGGUCGUUGGGGUUCGGGUCCUCCUUUCUUUGAUUUUCAAAGAAUGCUUAAAAAACUUUUCCAAAUAUUUAUAAAGUAACUGAAUUCCCGACACUUCAGUUACUAAAUAUGACUAUGUUGUAUUUAAACUUAUUUCACGAUUACAAUAAGGUUGAUCUAUGAUUGAAAAAUUUUCAAUAGGUGAUGCCCUAAACGAACUAUUGUCCGUGUGAUUUUUGAAUAAGUGAUGAAUAGACAUUUUAAUGGAAGAGUAAUUUAAGCAUUUUAAUCAUUGAAAGUGAGCGAUCUCUCCUCUACUUUUAUAUUUUGAAUUUUCAAAUUCUAACAAUUUUCUUAGGUGCUCCAAGAACUUAUUCAAAAACUUAUACAGUCCCAAAAAGACCAUAUGAAUCAGCUCGUUUAGAUGCUGAAUUAAAAUUAGCUGGUGAAUACGGUUUAAAAAACAAAAGAGAAAUUUACAGAAUUGGUUUCCAAUUAUCAAAAAUUAGAAGAGCUGCUCGUGAUUUAUUAACCAGAGAUGAAAAAGAUCCAAAAAGAUUAUUUGAAGGUAAUGCUUUAAUUAGAAGAUUAGUUAGAGUUGGUGUUUUAUCAGAAGAUAAAAUGAAAUUGGAUUAUGUUUUAGCUUUAAGACCGGAAGAUUUCUUAGAAAGAAGAUUACAAACUCAAGUUUUCAAAUUAGGUUUAGCUAGAUCAAUUCAUCAUGCUAGAGUUUUAAUUUCACAAAGACAUAUUGCUGUUGGUAAACAAAUUGUUAAUGUUCCAUCAUUCACUGUUAGAUUAGAUUCACAAAAACAUAUUGAUUUUGCUCAAAACUCACCAUACGGUGGUGGUAGAGCUGGUAGAGUUAAAAGAAAAAACCAAAACAAAAAUGCUGGUGGUGAUGAAGGUGCUGAAGAUGAAGAAUAA